AUGCCCGCGCGCCCGAAGACCGCGACGCUCAUGAUGCGCAUGAUGCUGGCCCAGCGCACGGGCCGCGAGCUCGCCGAGGAGGAGCGGCCCAGCGGCGUCGAGCACGUCACGGAAACGUCGUGCGCGAUCUUCGCCCAGUCGCUGGCGCCGGCGCUGCGGGGCCGCGCGUGGGUCGCGUUCGAGUGCGACGACGGCGCGGCGGGCGACUGGAGCCACUUCAGCAUGCCGCACGACGCGGAGCGGUACGCGCGGUGCCGGCGGCGCUGCGCGGCGGCGAUCCAGGAGCUCUUCCGCCGCGCGGGGCUCGCCGACGAGACCUUCGCCGAGGCGACGACGCGCUGGGGCGGCCGCCCCGGCCUGCCCGCGCCCGUCUUCGCGAACGACGUCCGCGACGAGCGGCCGCGGCUCGGCGCGCUCGAGAUCUACUUCGUCGUCGCCGCGGACGCGUCGCCGGGCGCCGAGCUCCGGACCGUGCUCCUCCACUCGAAGCUCAACAGCUCGCUCUGGCCCAACACGCGCGUCGUCGUCCGCAAGCUCGUCAACGCGCUCGGCGUGCUGACGUACGAGCCGCCGCGAGCUCCGAAAACGCCCGACGGCGACGACAUCGACGACGACGACGCGCCGGCGACGCCGACGUCGCCGCCGGCGUCGCCGGGCGGGACGCCGGCGUCGCCGAGCCGCGCGUUCCGCCGCCGCGCGGGCGCGCCGUCGCCGAAGAAGCGGCCGCACCGCGCGCCGCUGCCGCGGUCGCACGCCGGCGGCGGCCGCAGGGCCAAGGAGCCCUGCGAGGCCUGCGGCCAGUGCCGCUACCGCGAGCGCUACACCGUCGUCGAGCGCUUCAACAAGUGCGAGGGGGGCACGCACAGCGCAUGCCACGCGCACGGCUGGCCCGAGGCGUCGCUCAAGCUCGCGCGCGACGCGGGCCACGGCCUCACGCGGUGGACGGCGCGGAAGAUCGGCGACUGCUGCGCGCUGCGCUGCGCGACGCCCUUCUGCAACCAUCUCUACGUCCGCGAGGCGAACCACGCGCGGUCGUGCCUGCCGAGCCCGUGCGCGCGCGCGCGGCCCCUCGACGACCUGGCGGCGCCGUCGCCGCGCGCGCGCCGGCCCGCGUCGUCGCCGUGUGACUACAUGACGUCGGAGUACUGCCUCGCGACGCGCCACACGGUCCAGUACGGGAGCCACGCGCCCGCGAAGCGCGUCCGCGUCGCCGUCGUCGUCCGCUUCCCGCAGCCCUUCGCGCCGGGGCCCGACCUCCGCGACGGGUCGUCGGCCCUCGACGGCGCCCCGUCGCUCGCGCGGUCCCAGGGCGACGACGGCGGCUUCCUGUCGCUCGCGCGGUCCCAGGGCGACGACGGCUUCCUGUCCAUCCAGCGCUCGACGAGCGACGCGGGCUUCCUGUCGCUGCCGCGGUCCGAAGCGCCGGCCGGCGACGGCGACGACGAGCGCACGCGCGCCUCGGCCGCGUCCCAGGCGCUCCUCGCGGCGCCCGACGACGCCUCGAGCAAGCCGCCGAGCCUCCCGCCGCGGAGCUCCUUCCUGCCGUCGCCCGCGCAGCUCGCCGCGGCGCGCGCCGCGGCCGCGCGCGACGACGCGUCGGCGCCGCGCGGCGACGCGUCGGCGGCGAGCGCCGCCGCGCCCGCGGCCGCGGCCGCGCGCGACGACGCGUCCGUCGCGAGCGGCCUCGCGCCGAGCGUCGCGCCGUCGGCGCGGACGCCCGAGCGGCGGCCGUCCUGGGACGCGUCGCGGUCGCCGCCCGCGCGGCGCACGCGCCUCCUGUCGACGCGCGCGCGGGUCGUCGUCGUCGUGAGCCCCCUCGGCGACCCGCGGACGGGCGAGCGGAGCCGCGGCCACUACGAGGACGGCCUCGAGACGGGCCUCGACGCGCGCUGGGCCGAGCCGCGGCGCGGGCCGAAGCCGGCCUGGGAGAAGUCGCACGGCAAGGGCCACGCCGAGCCCAUGCGCGUCGACAUCGCGGGGCCCGCGAGCCAGUACGGCUGCCUCGCCGCGCGGCCGCCGGACCGGGCCCACGCGAAGAUCAGCCGGUGCCGCGCGUGGGUGCCGCGCGAGUGGAACGAGAUCCGGCGGCCGGCCCUCCCGUCCUACGACUGCAAGGCCUUCGGCGCGCCGCCGGACGUCGAGCCGGCGAUCACGUUCACGGCGCAGCCCCCGGCGCCGGGGCAGCACCCGUCCCAGUUCGUCGGCUUCCUCGACGUCGCCGCGGGCGGCCGCACCUACGAGGUCUCCAUCCGCUCCACGUCCGGCGCCGCGUCCCGGUCCUACGUGCUCGUCCAGCCGUCGACGCCCCUCGCCUUCGCCGCGACGGGGCCCGCGUGCCUCUGCGUCACGCUCGCCCGGUCCGCGUCGCUCCAGCGCUCCAACUCGAACUCGUCCAUGGGCACGAUGGGAGGCGGCGGCGAGCCCGGCACGCUCUUCGGGGAGAAGCCGGGCCACAAGAUGGAGGGCUGGGAGCCGAUCAUCUACUCGUGCUACGGCGCGAGCGCCGUGCUCCUCAUCGUCGGCCUCUGGAACAAGCCGACGACGUCGAUCAACGCGUGGGCCAAGGACGAGGCGAACGCGCGGCUCAAGCUCAAGCGCGAGGGCGAGGACGUCGAGUACGGCACGCACUACAACUCCAAGGCGGCCAAGUUCGCCUUCGCCAAGGAGGGCGUCGGCGCCCGCGGCGCGCGCCGCGCCGACCCCUCGAUGACGCGCCUCCGCGGCGGCGCGCGGCCCGGCGGCGGCGCCUUCGCCGUGACCAUGUUCUGCGGCUCUCUGGUCUUCAUCGUCAACAGCGAGCACUCGCUCGAGAUGUUCACGUCCGCCAUCUUCAUGCUCGCCUGCCUCGCCGCCGUCUGGUACGCGCUGCUCUGGGCCGCGGACCUGCGCACGGAGGCGCGGCGCGACGAGAUCACUCUCCAUCACCAAACCGUCGAACGCGCGUCGAACAACAUCAUCGAGCUCACGCCGGCGGCGUCCGAGGCGGCCGAGGCCGGCGCGGCGGCGGACGCGUGGCACACGACGCUGCGCGUCAUCGAGGAGGAGACGGCGACGCGGGGCCGCCUGCUCGGGCACCAGAUCGCGCACCAGCGCGCGGUGCUCCGCGUCGCGUGGACUUUCUUGGCGGGCGGCGAGGCGGAGGCGGACGUCGCGCCCGCGGGCGAGGACGACGAGGCCUUCGCGGCCGUGCCGGGCAAGCCGUCCGGCUGGACCAUCCACCGGAACCCGCGGCGCCCGGGCUCGACCUACGUCUUCCCCCACAUCCUCGAGGCGUGGACGUGGAUCGCGCGGAGCGACGGCGUCCCCGAGAAGCUCCUCCUCCGCACGACGCUCUUCGGCCUCGAGGCCGCGCAGCAGGCCGUCGAGGCCGACGCCGCGGCGCGCGCCGACGCGAAGCGGCUCGCGGAGGAGGCGCGCGAGUUGCUCCGCGAGCACCGGUGGAACUGGGCGGACCCGAUCAAGACGGCGCUGUCGUGGACGCGGCUCGGCCGCGCCGUGGAGAAGCGCGAGCUCGCCAGCGCCGUGGCCAAGGACCGCGCGGAGCUCGCGCGCUGCAGCUCGGGCCGCGAGAUCGCGCUCGACGGCGAGACCUUCGUCGUCGGCAAGAUCGGCGACUACCGCUUCGAGCGGCAGGACCUUGUCCGCCCGACGCCGGGGCCCGCGGCCGCGCAGCUCCUCGGCCGCGUGCUCCCCAUGUUCGCGCCGCCGCCGCCGCGCGGCCGCUUCACGGCCUGGUAG
Molecule: messenger RNA, 3738 nt
Organism: Aureococcus anophagefferens
Lineage: Eukaryota; Pelagophyceae; Pelagomonadales; Pelagomonadaceae
Exons: 4
Coding region: 1-3738 (1245 amino acids)
Source: RefSeq, a predicted model, not a curated record